AUGGCUCCUAUAAAUCCCCUCGCGUCUCGCGCAAGCGGCGACAACUGCCCAAGCACAAUUACCGGCGGCGGCAUUGCAGGUAUCGUCAUCGGCUCGAUCGCUGGCACCCUCCUCAUCUUGUGGCUGUGGCGCGCCUUCCGACUGCCUGGCGCAUGGAGCGGUGGUGAGCCGCCUGAUACGAGCUACCAGCGUCCAGUUGCUCGCAGCACGAGUACUCGCGGGCGGCGAUCGCGCCGUCGCCCGUCUGGGACAUAUGUGGAUUAUGUUGAGAAGCCGGUCAGUUACAGUUCGCGCCGAUAUAGGGAUGACGUGCGUCGGCCGCAGAGAGCUUAUUUGACGGACCCAUGA
This is a messenger RNA of Penicillium bovifimosum, 348 nucleotides long. RefSeq lists its product as uncharacterized. The coding region runs from base 1 to 348 and encodes 115 amino acids. The transcript has 2 exons. NCBI's taxonomy places the organism in Eukaryota, Fungi, Ascomycota, Eurotiomycetes, Eurotiales, Aspergillaceae. The record is from RefSeq and is a predicted model, not a curated record.